Molecule: messenger RNA, 1899 nt
Organism: Spodoptera frugiperda (fall armyworm)
Lineage: Eukaryota; Metazoa; Arthropoda; Insecta; Lepidoptera; Noctuidae
Product: facilitated trehalose transporter Tret1-like
Exons: 8
Coding region: 225-1772 (515 amino acids)
Biological process (GO): transmembrane transport
Cellular component (GO): membrane
Molecular function (GO): transmembrane transporter activity
Source: RefSeq, a predicted model, not a curated record
AGAACAUUCAACAUAGCUUGGCUGAACGCGGUUGCCGUGCACUGCCUUGCGGAUAAAUUAAAAAAACAAACAAUAAUAUUUUCCCGCGUUCGAGAUGUCAUCCAUAUUUAAUUUUUUAAACUUUUACAAACUGAUAGUGUAAUUUUAACUAAAUUAUAAUUUAGAAUUUUAAAACAAAUGUAUAAUAUUUUUUAAGUGUCAUUAAUUAAUUUAUGUAGAUCAAAAUGGUGUACGCAAUAACAGACAUGAAAAAUGUCCCAGUGCCUGUGAGUAGGUUAAGAUCUAUAUCAUCACAACUUAUAGCCAGUAUGGCUCCAAACCUGCUGCUUCUGGAUCUGGGUAUGGCCAUCAGUUUUGCUACUAUAGUCAUACCCGAGCUACUCAAUGCGAAGACAGGCCUCUCAUUCACAGACACACAGGCGUCAUGGUUUGGUAGUCUCUCAUUCCUGACGCAGCCAUUUGGAGCUGUACUAUCAGGUCCGAUUGUGGACUACGUCGGUAGAAAGAAAGCCACCUUCCUAGUCAACAUUCCCCACGUCUUGGCUUGGAUCAUCAUGUACUUUGCAUGGAAUGUCCCCGUCAUAUUUCUUGGCAAUGCUCUUUUAGGCUUUGGAACUGGAAUUAUGGAAGCACCUAUCAAUUCUUACGUUAGCGAAAUCAGUGAGCCAUCAGUGCGAGGUGCCCUGUGUACCGUCACCCAAUUGUUCCUGUCCAUUGGAAUAUUUGCGAUGUACUUCCUCGGAUCCGUGGUCACAUGGCGUAUUGCAGCCAUCGUCAGCAUCUCCAUACCCUUCACAUCAAUGCUGCUGGUGUUAAUUGGAGCCGUUCCAGACACACCAGUCUGGUUGUUGUCUCAAGGUCGAGAGAAAGACGCUUUGAAAUCCUUACGCUUCCUCCGUGGGUGGACCACGACAGACAAUGUUAAGGAAGAAUUUGCCGAACUAGUGGACUACUCGAAAAAUCUAGAGGAUUGUGUCAUUUGCUGGAAGAAGGGCCAACCAGAGUCAGAAUGUGAUCAUUCUAAAAUGAACCCUAUCAAAAGAUUCUUCGUGAAGUUUAAUAUAGUGAUGCUGUGCAAGGAGACCCUAAGGCCGCUGUGCCUUUCGAUGUUAUACUUCACAUUCUUCGUGAUGAGCGGCCUCUACCCCAUCAAGCCUAACAUGGUGAAUGUCUGCUCAGCCCUGGGCAUGGCUGAUGACAGCAAGAAUAUUGUGGUAAUGGUGGGCGUUAUAACUUUAAUAGCGAGUGUCACUGUGAUUGUCGUUAUAAAGUCUUUGGGCAAAAGAAAGUUGGGUAUCACAGCUAUGCUAGGCUGUGCUAUAUCCUGUACUGCUCUUAGCAUAUACGCUGCUCAACUAGAUGACAAAGUGUUCUCCUACGAUCCCACGACGUUUCCAAAAGAGAAGAGUGUGGUUCCCUUGAUAUUCUUCUAUAUACUCACCCUAUGUACGGGGUGCAACGUCUCUUGGAUCAUUCUCAGCGAGGUAUUUCCUUUCAGGAGUCGAGCUUCAGCACAAGGUUGGGGAGCGGCCUGGAACUACGUGGUCACCUUCAUCGGUGCCAAGACUCUCAUCGACCUGGAGACACACUUCAGGUUAACAGGUGCCUUCGCCACGUACGCUGCCUUCGCAUACGUAGGCACCAUCUACCUCUACUUCUUCAUGCCCGAAACUGAAGGGAUCUCACUCCAAGAAAUAGAAACCUAUUACAAUGGGAAACUAAGAAUAUUUGCCGACGACUGGUUCAUCAACCUAUUCAAGAAAAAGAAAUAAGACUUCAACAAAAUUAUAUUACGCUUAAAAUUUAUUUUUAUAAGAACAAAUUAGACUAGAUCCAAUUCUACAUAGGUACAAUUAUGUUUUUCUAUAAAUAGUCAUUAUUAUAAAAUUUGUGUUUUCA